CCGCACCGAACAUUGACAGUUCAUCUAUUUACAUGAGUUGUGUACCGAACGCGAUAAAAAAUAUUCAGCGAUUGAAAAACGUUUUAUUUUUUUCUUGGGAAGUAUUUUGAAAACACAUUCCAAUGGCGUCUAGUUUGAAAAAGAAGUACACGCAAAAUGAUUUGCGACGAUUGAUGGCCGAGCAAAAGGCAAAAACUGCGCCAAAAACCACUACAACCACCAUAAAUUCACCGCUGGCAAAGUACAACGAUUUAGGUCAGUUGAUGUGUAUAUUGUGCAAAUCGGUCGUUCGUUCAGAGGAUGUUUGGAAGGUGCACUUAAACACGAAACUUCAUAAACAAAAUGUUGAACUGGCGAAAAAAUCUGCGUUAGCUAGUAGUAGUAUGCCACCGCCGUCAUUCAAAACACCAGCUGUUCCGGUAAAACGUGCGGCACCACCUCCAGUUCACGAUGUACCGGCCAAAAUCCCGAAAGGUAUUUUGAAAAACAGCAGCAAACCAACCAACGCUACGGUAACACAGGUCACAGACAAUUCUACUAAAGAGAUAAACACUAGUUCCGGCGCCAGUGAUAAAAAUGAAUUACCCGACAACUUUUUCGAUAAUCCAUCUCAAAAUGCCACCAAUUUCUACGAAGCAACGCUGACAAAGACUAGUAUCAAAACCAAUUUAGUAAGUAUUAAACGAAAUGCUGACUCAGAGGAAGCAAACGUCGAUGCAGCGAUGGAACAGCAUAAAGAUGAAACACUGCCCGAAGGAUUCUUCGACGAUCCAAUCAAAGAUGCCAAAGCCAGGCACUCCGAAUACAAAGAUCCAGUCGAAGAAGAAUGGGAGAAAUUCCAACAGGAAAUUAAAGCUGCAUCUGAUUUUUCCAAUGCAAUUAUUGCCGAAGAUCAAGAGGAAGCAAUCACUGAACGGCAGAUCGAUGAAAUCGACGAACAGAUACGGAAUUGGAACAGAGUACUUGAACUGGAGAAAAAGAAGGAGAAUGUGAAUUUGAAGGUGAAAGACAGCGAAAACACACAGGUGCUCAGCGAAGCGACAACAAAAAUUAAGAUCAUCGAAACAAUCGAAAAGAAAGAAAGCGACUCAAGCGAUGAUGAAGUCGACGAUAUUGAUGAAUAUCUGGAUUGGAGAUCGAAAAAAGCUUAUAAAUAAAGUGUUCUAAACUGAA
Messenger RNA from Sitodiplosis mosellana (orange wheat blossom midge), 1173 nucleotides. RefSeq names its product zinc finger protein 830. Gene Ontology annotation, molecular function: nucleic acid binding; zinc ion binding. The coding region runs from base 123 to 1157 and encodes 344 amino acids. The transcript has 3 exons. The record is from RefSeq and is a predicted model, not a curated record. Gene Ontology annotation, cellular component: spliceosomal complex; nucleus. Gene Ontology annotation, biological process: mitotic DNA damage checkpoint signaling; nuclear DNA replication; mitotic DNA replication checkpoint signaling. Lineage: Eukaryota; Metazoa; Arthropoda; Insecta; Diptera; Cecidomyiidae.